Drosophila ananassae is the source of this 1238-nucleotide messenger RNA. RefSeq names its product enoyl-[acyl-carrier-protein] reductase, mitochondrial. Bases 85 to 1158 code for a protein of 357 amino acids. Gene Ontology annotation, cellular component: mitochondrion. NCBI's taxonomy places the organism in Eukaryota, Metazoa, Arthropoda, Insecta, Diptera, Drosophilidae. The record is from RefSeq and is a predicted model, not a curated record. The transcript is spliced from 2 exons. Gene Ontology annotation, molecular function: trans-2-enoyl-CoA reductase (NADPH) activity. Gene Ontology annotation, biological process: fatty acid metabolic process.
UAAAAACUUUGGUCACUCUAAUACAAAUAUAUUAUAAAAUUUGACAAGUUUGUUUCUCGAACGGCUGGAAAUUUUCGGUAAAAGAUGUUGCGUAGAUCGCGGAUUCAAAGUUUAAGCCCUGCCCUAUGGAGCCGACAUAUGUCGGUAGUGGCCAAGUCACUAAAAUACACAGAGCAUGGCGAACCGCAAGAUGUGCUCAAGCUGGUUGAGGAUGAACUGUCGGAUCCAAAGGGCAAACAGGUCCUGGUAAAGAUCCUGGCUGCUCCUAUCAACCCAGCCGAUAUAAACACUAUCCAAGGAAAAUAUCCAGUGAAACCAAAGUUUCCAGCCGUUGCCGGCAACGAGUUUGUGGGCGAAGUGAUCUGCGUGGGUGAAAAUGUAAAGGAUCUGAAGGAGGGUCAACAUGUCAUUCCACUGGCUACUGGUCUCGGCACAUGGACAACUCAUGCUGUCUACAACGCGGACCAGCUGCUGGCUGUGUCCAAGAAAGUCGGCCUAGCGGAGGCGGCCACAGUGACGGUGAAUCCCUGCACUGCUUACCGUAUGCUGAAGGACUUUGUUCACCUCUGUCCAGGCGACACGGUCAUCCAGAACGGAGCCAACAGUGCAGUGGGGCAGGCAGUGCAUCAGCUGUGCCGUGCAUGGGGCAUUAAUAGCAUUGGCAUCGUUAGGGAUCGCCCGGAGAUAGCCGAACUGAAGGAGAUGCUGAAGUGCCUUGGAGCCACUGAGAUUCUGACAGAGGCGGAGAUCCGUACCAGUGACAUUUUUAAAACGGGAAAGGUGAAAAAGCCGCGCCUGGCCUUCAACUGUGUGGGUGGUAAGAGUGCGACGGAAGUGUCGCGCCAUUUGGACCACAAAGGCAUCCUCGUCACCUACGGUGGCAUGUCGCGGGAGCCCGUAACUGUUGCUACUGGUCCCCUAAUCUUUAAGGAUAUUGCGUUUAGAGGCUUCUGGAUGACUCGCUGGUCCAAGGAGAAUUACAAUGCUCCCGAACGAUCGGAAAUGUUCAAGGAAAUCUUUGGGCUGAUGGAGAAUGGAAAGUUUGUCGCUCCCGCGCACGAGAUGGUGCCGCUGGAAAAGUUCAAAGAUGCGGCUGCAGCGGCCCUGAACUUUAAAGGAUUCACGGGCAAGAAAUUUAUUUUGGACAUGAGCAAGUAGGUGCAGGCUGAGCCUGUAUCUUUAUUUGUUAUUUACAAAUUGUUUUCCAAUGUGAUCAAAUAUAACUUAAACCAUUUCGA